Nothoprocta perdicaria is the source of this 4765-nucleotide messenger RNA. It is a transcript of the gene PPP1R12A, whose product is annotated as protein phosphatase 1 regulatory subunit 12A. Bases 21 to 2864 code for a protein of 947 amino acids. The transcript is spliced from 24 exons. Lineage: Eukaryota; Metazoa; Chordata; Aves; Tinamiformes; Tinamidae. Gene Ontology annotation, biological process: signal transduction. Gene Ontology annotation, molecular function: protein kinase binding; enzyme inhibitor activity; phosphatase regulator activity. Gene Ontology annotation, cellular component: Z disc; cytoplasm; A band. The record is from RefSeq and is a predicted model, not a curated record.
GUAUAGACGAUAACGUAGAUAUGGUGAAAUUUCUGGUGGAAAAUGGAGCCAAUAUUAAUCAACCAGAUAAUGAAGGCUGGAUACCUCUCCAUGCAGCUGCUUCCUGUGGAUAUCUUGAUAUAGCAGAGUAUUUAAUUAGUCAAGGAGCACAUGUAGGAGCUGUAAAUAGUGAAGGAGACACUCCAUUAGAUAUUGCUGAAGAAGAGGCAAUGGAAGAGCUGCUACAAAAUGAAGUAAAUAGACAAGGAGUUGAUAUCGAGGCAGCUCGCAAAGAAGAGGAGCGGAUCAUGCUCCGAGACGCAAGGCAGUGGCUCAACAGCGGCCACAUAAACGAUGUCAGGCACGCGAAAUCCGGCGGCACCGCGCUGCACGUGGCUGCUGCCAAGGGCUACACUGAGGUCUUAAAGCUUUUAAUCCAGGCUCGCUACGAUGUAAAUAUUAAAGAUUACGAUGGCUGGACACCACUUCAUGCUGCUGCUCAUUGGGGUAAAGAAGAAGCAUGUCGCAUUUUAGUGGAAAACCUUUGUGAUAUGGAGGCUGUCAACAAAGUGGGGCAGACAGCAUUUGAUGUGGCAGAUGAAGAUAUUCUAGGAUAUUUAGAAGAAUUACAAAAGAAGCAGAAUCUGCUUCAUAGUGAAAAACGGGAGAAGAAAUCUCCCCUGAUUGAAUCCACAACCAUGGAUAAUAAUCAGACACAAAAAACUUUCAAAAACAAAGAAACUUUGAUUAUGGAGCAAGAAAAGAAUGCAUCAAGUAUAGAGUCUCUGGAACAAGAAAAAGCAGAUGAGGAGGAAGAGGGAAAGAAGGAUGAAUCCAGCUGUUCUAGCGAAGAAGAUGAUGAUGAUGACUCAGAAUCUGAAGCAGAGACAGAUAAGACCAAACCCUUGGCCUCUGUAACUAACAAUGCGAAUACCAGCAGUGCUCAGUCGGCGUCUGGAGCUGUGACGGCACCUUCGGGAACCGGUGGUCAAGGGCCACCUUCAUCACCUGUUAAAAAGUUUCCAACRUCAUCAACCAAGGUUUCUCCCAAAGAGGAGGAGAGGAAAGAUGAAUCUCCAGCUUCUUGGCGGUUGUGUCUUCGAAAAACUGGUAGUUACGGUGCCCUCGCAGAGAUUACUGCUUCCAAGGAAGCUCAGAAAGAAAAGGACUCUGCGGGGGUCAUGCGCUCCGCUUCAAGCCCUAGACUCUCCUCUUCGUUGGACAACAAGGAAAAGGAAAAAGAUGGAAAAGGAACUAGACUUGCUUACGUUGCGCCAACAAUACCAAGACGACUGGCCAGUACCUCUGAYAUUGAUGAAAAAGAAAACAGGGAGUCAUCUGCUAGCUCAAUACGUGGUGGCAGUUCAUACACAAGAAGAAAAUGGGAGGAAGAUGCUAAGAAAAACAGUUUGAAUGAAGGUCCUACAUCAUUAAACACAAGCUAUCAAAGAAGUGGCUCCUUUGGUAGAAGACAAGAUGAUUUGAUUAGUUCUAGCGUUCCAAGUACUACAUCAACAGUUACCUCUUCGGCUGGUCUUCAGAAGACACUGCCCGCCAGCACAAACACUACUACAAAGACUACAACGGGUUCUACUUCGGCAGGUGUACAAAGCAGUACCUCAAAUCGUUUGUGGGCUGAGGAUAGUACUGAGAAAGACAAGGACAGUGUUCCUACAGCAGUGACCGUUCCUGUUGCACCAUCUAUUGUAAAUGCUACAGCCACUACCACAGCCAUGACUACAGCUACUUCUGGCACUGUGUCCUCAACAUCAGAGGUCAGGGAGAGACGGAGAUCAUACCUCACUCCAGUAAGGGAUGAAGAGUCAGAGUCCCAAAGAAAAGCUAGAUCCAGGCAAGCAAGGCAGUCCAGAAGAUCUACACAGGGUGUAACAUUGACAGAUCUUCAAGAGGCUGAAAAAACUAUAGGAAGAAGUCGCCCCACACGAACCAGAGAACAGGAGAAUGAAGAAAAAGAAAAAGAGGAGAAAGAAAAGCAAGAUAAAGAAAAGCAAGARGAAAAGAAAGAAUCUGAAACGAAAGAUGAUGAUUAUAGACAAAGAUAUUCCCGAACUGUUGAAGAGCCAUAUCAUCGCUAUAGACCAACUUCAACUUCAGCUUCUUCGUCAUCCACCUCUUCGCUCACCACCUCCACUAGCUCGCUUUCAACUUCAAGUCAACUAAACAGACCAAACAGCCUUAUAGGUAUAACUUCUGCCUAUUCUCGGAGCGGAACAAAGGAAGGUGAGAGAGAAGGAGGCAAAAAAGAGGAAGAAAAGGAGGAAGAUAAGUCACAAACUAAAUCAAUAAGGGAAAGACGGCGACCAAGAGAAAAACGACGACCUACAGGAGUCUCUUAUUGGACUCAAGAUAGUGAUGAAAAUGAACAGGAGCACCAGUCAGAUUCAGAAGAAGGAACAAAUAAGAAAGAAACUCAGAGUGACAGCCUUUCAAGGUAUGAUACAGGAUCCCUCAGCGUCUCGUCAGGCGACCGCUACGAUUCAGCGCAGGGGCGAUCGGGCUCCCAGAGCUACCUUGAAGAUCGAAAACCCUACGGCAGCAGACAAGAGAAGGAAGAUAGCACUGAUUUUAAGAAGCUUUAUGAACAGAUUCUAGCUGAAAACGAAAAACUGAAAGCACAGUUACAUGAUACCAACAUGGAACUUACAGAUCUUAAACUACAGUUGGAAAAGACCACUCAGAGACAAGAAAGAUUUGCUGACAGAUCACUCUUGGAAAUGGAGAAAAGGGAAAGAAGAGCUCUAGAAAGAAGGAUAUCUGAAAUGGAAGAAGAACUGAAAAUGCUUCCAGAUCUGAAGGCAGACAACCAGAGGCUAAAGGAUGAAAACGGGGCCUUGAUCAGAGUUAUAAGCAAACUUUCCAAAUAAAGGGUUUACUGCAGCAGCAAAUCACGGUAUUGCACAUCACUAGUAACUCCAGUGGACCAUAGUGUGGCAGUCACUGGAAGUGUGGGAAGAUCCCCUGGAGACUGUCAUUUUCAGAUAUCCUGCCAAACGCCCUCUUACGUGUAUGUUUUUUUGUAUCAAGAUCAUUGUUUCUGUUAAAAUGCAGCUGCUGAGAAGAUAAAAUGACUGAGAAAUCUUGUUUACAGCUACAGCGUAAUAAGGAAAGUGUUCAAGGCCAGAUACGCCUCAGAUAUUUAACCAGUAAGCCUUAGUUGUACAUAAACACUUUUACAUCAACAAAAGCUUUCAGCUCUCACAGAAGACAGUUACUCAAUAACGUUUUUGUUGUGCCACAAUUCCCAUUUUUUUUUCUAUACUCAGUUUUUCUUUAAAUCUUAAGUUUGGAUUUGUUUUUGUUUUUUCCCUUCUAAUUAUUCAUGUACCAGAUUUUCUUGUACAGUGUUUUCACAGCUUUACCAUUUGCAGAGACCACACACCCUUUUAAAUUACAUAUUUGUGUAGCUACCUAGAGUUGUGUUGUCCAGCCACCUGGAACAGAGAUGUUUGGUGGAACAUUUGCUUUCACUGUUUGUGCAAUAUGCAUUUAUUUCCUAUACAAAAUGCUUUAAAAGUCAGUUGAAACUAGAAUUAUUUUAAGAGUCCUGUUUUCUUCCUUUAUUGGUCACUUUAAAAAAAAAAAUUUAAAAAAAAAAGAAGUUUGUAGUGAGAGAUGUUAGAUCCUGUAACUGUCACGUUCAUUUGAGCAGGUACUGAGUGAUGCUGUAUAUAUAAAUGUGUACUGGUUUGAUUUUUCAGACCACCACGUGGCAUGCUUGAAUAUAUUUCCCUAUUGCAAAUGUCUGUUAAUGCAAUUAGGCUACUCCAGAAUAGUGUGUUUAACAAAGUUCAUUAAUUUUUAUGGUAUAAAGGAUUUAGACAUUGUACAUUGUAUGGAGCCCUAUCUUUGCAAAAGGUCUAAACUAUAUAAAAUACUUUAUUAUCUUUUCCUCCCAUUUUUUUUUCAUUUGAUAGUGUUCACCAUAAUAAAAAUUGCAUAAAUAUAACUGCUUCACUACAUUUCACAUACCUGUAUUUAUCUGAGUGCUGUCCAAAACUGUUGUGCUAGCCAAAGUAAUGUUACUAAAUCAUUGAAAAACGUAACCCAUUACACUCACAUUAAUGUUUAUAUGCACUGUUGUUGCCAUGUGAGAAGGCAUCUAAUUUGAUAACACCAUCAUGUCAGACCAUUUUAUACAUUUCAGUGGCCUUUAAAAACGAAACAAGUACUUUAAGUGAAGAUCGCUUUUGUUAGAAACAAACAGCUUUUAUAUUUUCACUAAACCAUUCAAAAUAUGACAUCUUAUUGGCACAUAGUUCAUUGCCUAAAACCACUGAACAGAUCAGCCAUUAAAACAAAUUGUACAUUGUAAAGCUUGUAGUAGCUAUUGUAUUAUUGAUUAUAUUGUAUACUAUAUUAAAUGUGAAUUUGUACCCCUUCGUUUAAAAAGGUCAUUGUGUCCUACUGCCUACUUGGGGGGCCGGGGGUAGUUUUAUGGGGGUGGGCUGCGUUUUGGUAAGGAAGACAUGAUGUCCUCUCUCUGUUGAUUGGUUUUUUGAAGAUGUAAGGUUAUGCUCUUACUACCAAGCUCAGGAUUCUUGAUUUUAAAGGUACACGGAUAGUUUGAGGUAUCUUGUUGUAAUGGAUCUGUGUGAGAGGUGGCUCUGAAACCACAGGGAACUUCCCUUGUCGCGUGCUAACGUCAAAUGAGCAACGGAUUGAACAGUUUGAAUGGCUGCAACGUAUUGAGUUCUGUUACAAGACAGUUAGGCAUAUUCUGGAUUAUAUUUGGUAAAGUUUGGGUGCCUGUGAAUGAUUAAAUACG